CGCAAUGUAUCGUAAACAUGGCAGAAGUGACUUCUGAGUGGGAGGUAGACCAGUUACUAGGUUUACGGAUGUUUCCCUCAGGAGAGCCACAAGAUAUGGAUCCUAACAGAAAGUAAACCAUUUUGCUUGUUACAGUAGGGUGAUAUAAGAUGGAACUGCUAGAGCUGGCAAGGCAGUUGAAGCAGGAGCAGCUCUUUGUUAAUGCAGAGAAGACACAAAUCCACAAUCUGUAUGAAGAAGCCAAGAGAGUGGCGGAGGAUCUUUAUCAUGAAUCGUGGAUUGUCCGACAGCAGAGAGUAUGUCUGGAGCAGCUACAGGCCUCCGCCACCAACAUGACUCCCAAGGAAUGCUACUCUCAAACAAACAAUCUAGAAUUUACCAAUUUUGUGGACAGUUACAAACAUCUAAGCUACCAUGAAUCAAAAUAUGGAGAGUUUUUGAAAUUCUUGAAAGAUAAUCAUUUUCUUAUAGCAACUCUCAUUGACAGUGCUGAAAAGGUUUCACAGGAAAGCUUGAGAAAGUUUAUUUCUUUGUCAGUGACAUCCAUUUUUGGGAAUGUAGUUUUUCCAGAGGAUGAGGUCUCUAUGAUUCAGACAGUGAAAUGUCUCGCAGAACUUCAGUUAGCUACAAAUGACAGUCCUAGACUCUUGUUGCGGAAAAAGAACUGUGGGUUUAGUGUGGCAGUUAAGCUGCUAUUCGACUCUCUCUAUUCAGCCAAACUCUUUCUAACGGCAGCUCUUCAUGACCCAGUUAUGAGAUUAUUGAUGGAAGACGAAUGGUUUUAUGAUAUAGAUCCACAGAAGGCAUUGCAUCGCUUUCCUCCACAGGAGCGAAUCAAACGCUUUGGGGAGCCCUCCUCCGCAGAUUACGACAAGAAAUGCAAUGAAUAUAGGAAAUUUAUAGUAGACAAAUUAGUAGUUUUAUCUAAUAGAUUUAUAAUUUCAAUUAAAAACAACAUGCAUUGCUUUCCUUCAAACCUAGCAUGGCUGGUAUCUCAAAUAUAUCUAGCCCUGAUGAAAACGGGGAGGCAUGACGAGGAAAGAGCCCGAGCUGUUUGUGCUGAUUUAGUAUUUUCUCUGUUCAUAUGUCCAGCCAUUGUGGACCCAGAGCCAUAUGGAAUCACAUCCGACAUUCAGAUCAGUCACAUAGCUCGCCAUAAUCUGAUGCAGAUUGCACAAAUAAUACAGGUCCUUGCUGUUUCUCAGUGGGAAGCCGAGUCAAAGGAGAAAGAUCUCUAUGAGAGGUUUGAGAAGGGUUGUAUAACCUCCCUGCUUGAUGUUUUACUUGAUGGGGUGAGGACAGACAUUGUAUCUCCUUCUGCUGUCAACCAAAUGAUCAGUGUAGCAAGGUCAUCUGUACUCAUCACCCUCCAAGAUCUAAAUUUUUUGAUAACCCUGAUACGGUCCUUGUCGUCUAACCUCGGUGAGAGCGCAGAGAAAAAACAGCUGGAGGAGCUCCUCUCGAGAAUCCCCACCCUGCUGAACUGUCUCCCACCCUCCUCCUCACAGGUCAACAGAACACCCCCAGGGACACCUAAAGAAAGAAAGACUCGAGAUAAGAAGCGAGGCCUGCCAGAGGUCUUCAAUGUGCCAUCGCCACAGGAUGAAUCAGUGAAGGAAAUUCUGGUGGUGCCAUUAAAUAUGGACUCGGAGUGUCCAGGAAUGAUGUCUGAACAGAAAGUGUUAUCCAUGGAACAGGAUAACAAACCCAGGCGGGUCAAGUACCAUGAUGUUCCAAAUUACGAGGUAGCUGAGGGAGGGGGAAUGUUUACCUCCAAAAGAACCAGGUUUUCUCUCUCUCAGGACCAAGAAUCUAUUGGAAACACCAGUGAGAUCCAGGAGGCCUUUUCUGAGGCUGCUUCCAGUCACUCUGUUGGCUCUGUUGAAGAAGAUGAUGACAAUGACAACAUGUCCGACAUGAUUUCUGCAAAUGUUAGUGGGCGUGGCACACCUAAUAUCAGUGGCAGAGAUACACCCCUCUCGCAGGCAGGGAGUGUUGAGGAGGCCCCACCCCCUCAGAUGCCACUUCCCGAAAUUCCUCCCCUGCCACACACAGUUCCAAAACCCAACCGAGAAGAUGUCACAGACCGAUUUGGAAAGUUUGAAAUUAGAGCUGACAUUGAAAGAGUGGAAACCAAGUCGACAGUAAGUGAUACAUGGAGUACAGAUGUACUGGCCAGUGACUCGGAACCUCCCCCAGAGGCUAAUCAGUAUGACAGGCUGGAGGAACUGAUACGCAGCAGCUUCCUCCCUCGACAAGAUCAUGUGUCUGAGGUAUCUGAGACAGCCAGUGAUGCCUGGAGUACAGAUGUCCUGGCCAGCGACACAGAGGACAAACAAGCUCUCUCCGAGUUUGAUCAGGAUGAUGUGGGCAGUGUCACAGAUUUGGCAUCAAUAAUGUCGGGGGAUGCAGGGAACUUAGAAAAUGCUGAAGGUCGACGGAGCCCGAGUGAGGAUCUACCCAUUGGACAAGGCCUAGAAGCUGCAGGUGGUGCAGAGGCCACUCCACCACCACUCCCAAACAAGCUUAAGGUCAACAGAAAAUCAGGGAAACCAUCCCCCCACAAUGAUGUGUUUAUGGAGGAUGACCCAUUUCACCUCAGUGAAACUAACAGACUGUCUUUACCUCCCCCGAAGCCUGCCCCAAGGAUACACUCAGCCAGGAAUAAGUCCAGUAAUCUUCUAGCUGUGCCAGAACACAGCUCUAGUCAAAAACAAGGUACACACUCCUCCAUACAAACAUUCAAACCUCUGCUACAACCAGAAAAAUUCCCUCCCUCAUCUCAACAGCAGGACAGGUUACCACUCACUCUACCAGCCGAGCAAACCCAGUCAGACAAAGCACCAAAACCCAUGUCCUCAGCACCACCCCUUGACCUGGAUAAACUCCCUCACCCUGUGCCCUUUCCAGUACAGAGAGACCGCCUUUCUCAUCCCCUACCUAGUGUGCCACCAACUCAACCAGACCGCUUAUCCCUUCCCUCACAGCUCGAUGAUAAUGGCCGUCAGCAAGAAUCCUUACUCACUUUUGAACAAUCAGGCUUUCUUCCUCCUGAGAAAACACAUGAACAAUUUAAAGCACCAGUGCCAACCAGUCAUUCCUCUCCAAAAGUCAAUCACCAGAAUCAGGCAGCAUUUGUUCCUGUAUCUGCACCAAGUAAUACAGGUUUUCUGGCAUUUGAAAACCCAGUAUUUAAUGGUCCAAAACCAACAGAGAGAGUAAGCUGUCCAACUAUAAGUAAUACAAAAAAGGAAUAUGAUGAAAGAAAUCAAGGAAACAAGAAGUCGCGAUCAGCUGUUGUAUAUGGUGCUACCUACAGUUCCUCAGACUCCGGUUUUGGAGGGACUCCUCAGUCCUUGGAGUCCCAGUCCUUGGACUCGUUAAUUGACACCUCCUGUAAUGUCAAGUUCUCUGAGCAGCAAAACACCACAUUUAACACCAAGCGUCUUUCAGCAGCCCUGGCCAUGUUUGACCCAGUUGCCACAGAAACAGUGGGCAGUUCAAGCAACACCUUGAUUGACCUUGAGGACAACAAGGAAGACAGUGAGCAAUCAGCAGUCAAGACUUGGGCAGAUUCAGCUGCUAGUUUACAAAAGACAUUCCAAGUAGAUACUCUGAUUGACCUGAAAGAGGAGGAGUCUAAAGACACACCUCCCAAUCGAUCGAGACAGAACAGCCUGACCAGUGACUCGAGUGGCUCAGAUGGGGUUCCUUUCGCAAAGUCUUCCAGAUCAGCCAGCUUUGACAAUGUGUCAGAAAAGUCUGAAGAAAAGGAAGUGGCCAGCUCCAAGGAUAAGAGUCAGAGAGAUGGAAACAAGAGCUUCUUCAGAAACCUGAAGGUCAAACUGAAUAAAGGUUCCCAUCAUUACAUGUCCUCCAUUAUACGAACAAGUACCAGAUUAACUCAUCACCAUAUUGGAAUGAAGAAGAAGACUUUGAAGUCCGGCGGAGAAGAUAGUGCACCUGACACCCCAAAUACAUCAGUUGUAGACCCUGUACUAGUGGACACUUCUGUAGAGGGGGCCGAGGGAGGGGAACCAGGAGCUAGAGAAUCGACAGAGGAUAUUCUGGAGAAGUAUCGCCCGAAGCCCUCCACUAGUGCCACGUCAUCUCAGGAGAUAUCAGGACUCCCCAGUAUAGAUGUGACAGCCAUGAAAGAGAAGAGAAUGUCAGUGAAGGACGAGGACAUUCAGGGCCCCCCUCUGUAUGACCCAGAUAAUCUGGAGACGUGCUUUGCUUUCACGGACACAAAACGAAAACUGAGGCUUGUUCUCAGUAACACUGACAUACAGCUGGGUUAUAACCUCUUGGAAUUCUCCCCUCAAGUAAGGCAGGAAGGCGGAAAGACGGAUUCCUCCGAACUCUUCAAGAUGUUGAGGGGACAGCUUGCCGAGGCCAUAAACCUACAAGACAAGGACACUAUAGCCCAGCUUCACGAAGCCAUCCGAUGUGUUAGGCUCUUUGAUGGAGAAGGCUGUGGAAAAUUAGUACGUUCUUUACAAGAGGAUUAUCAGAGUAGAGCUGCUUAUAUUUCAUAUUUGAUUCGGUGUCGACAAGGCCUCCUGGGAACCCAUUCACAUCUCCAGCGUCUUCUGAGCAGAAUCAAGAGGGAUAAAGAAGUUUGUGGGAAUCACAUAACCAGGAUCUGUGUCAAGCUUUUCAUUGAGAGGAAAGAAAGCAGUGUUGUUAGGUUUAUGUCAGACUUCCAGAAACUCACUGUCGCAGAUGAAAAGACUGAUCAUGUGGAACAAUUUCUACAAUACUUGUAUCAAGCCAUGAACCAGGACCAGGUGUGGCAAGCUGCUAAUGAGAGUCAGAUGGAGGAUGCCCAGCUGGCUAUAGAGAGAUACAUUAUGAGUCGUAUCUACACACACGCCAUGUUUCCUAACGGAGAUGGAGACAUCAUGAGGGACCAAUUAUUUCAUGAGCACAUUAAGAAACUCAGCCAGGUGAUUACUCCUUCCCACAAGGACCUGAGGAUUCCACGUAUGUACCAGUUUGAGUGUCCAUGGACUGCCGCUCAGAAGGAAAUCUACAUGAUCAAUGCUUACAAGACCCCUAAGGACAAGGUCAAAUGUGUGUUCCGCUGUGCCACCACCAUCAUGAACCUCCUCAGUAUGGCUAACGAGAAAGCGGUCCCUGCGGCCGAUGAUUUCAUCCCUGUUCUCAUCUACGUCAUUAUCAAGGCCAAUCCCCCCUGUAUGUUAUCCACCAUCCAGUACGUACAGAGCUUCUACGGGAACAGAAUAGGGGGAGAGGAACAAUACUGGUGGAUUCAAUUCUGUUCAGCUGCCGAGUUUAUCAAAAACAUGGAAUACACAAAUGAAUGAUGAAUGUAUAUUAGUAUAUCUUGUACAGUAUGAAGUUUUAUUUAAUAUUGGAGUGAUGGUUGUAGAUUUUGAUUUUAUCAGUCACAUUUUUUGUAUUGAUACAAACUGUAUUACAAAACUGUGAUACAAACUAGAAAUUCAGAAAAAAAACCUGUUAAGUGAAAGCUGUAUUUUUUCCUUGACACCUUUAAAUUGAAUUAAUCUGAUCUUUAAAAAGUGUAUGUUUUUACUGUUAAAAUUUUAUUCCAUAAUAUUUUUGCAUUGGUCCAUUUCUUUUCCUUUAUUUCUUUUGAAAAGCCGUAUUGCAUAAGAUAUGGUUAUUUGAGCCAUAUGUAACAUAUGUCAUCAAAAUUAUGGUACAUCCAUAUAGUGAUUGCAAUUAAUGUAGAAAGAAAUGACAUACAAAACUAUUUCUUCAAUAUUGCAACCAAUCUCCCAUAUCUAAAACAAAGAAAGCAUUUACUUUUAAUGGAACUGUAUUCAUUUAUCUGUUAAAUAGAAUUGCAUUUGUUACAUCAGUUGAAACCAUAAUCAUAGUCAAUGAGUUCUUCUCUUAUGAUGUUGAUGAAUUUAAUCAUGCCUCUUCUUUGUUUUCUACAUUUACAUCAUAAUUAAAACGAAGUAAUUCACUUCAAAAACUGUUACCGAUGGACAAUGUUCUGGAACUUUUUAGCCUGUCUAUCUUUGUUAUUGUUGGGGCUCUUUAAUCAAUGCAGAUUUGUUAAAUUUAUGUGUUAGUGAUGUUGUAUAGAGUUUGCAGAUAGUCAGUGCUUGUGAUUAAGUUUUGCUGCUUUAUUUUCUGCUUUAAAUAUUAAUACAUGUAGUAGUAUUCUCUAGCUCUGUUUUGGUGUUAUUCCCACAAGGAAUUUUUUGUAAAGUCAGAUUUUCGUCAUUUGAUUAAUACCUGUUUAGUGCUAUGCUGAUUUAUCCCUACUCAGGAUCCUCCAAGACAAAUCUACAACAUUCAAAGUGUUCAUUUUGUCCUUGUACAUAUCACUGUCUUGGAUCUCCAAACACAGAGAUAUCAGCUGAAGUUAUUAAAAAAAGUAUGUGUCUGUUUUAUGCCAAGAGCUACAUGUACUUUUAUUGUUGUUGUAGAAGCUUUAAGUUUGUAUAAAAACUGGCAGUUUACUAAGUUUAUUUGUUUACUGCUGUAGUUAUAUACUUUUUUUGUUUACCUUGUAGAUAUCAAGCUGUGAUCAUUGAUUUUCUGUGUAAAUAUAUUGUACAAAUCUACAACUCCUUAUAAUGUUAUGGUGUCUAUGUUUUUGAUGGCACAUUUGUUAAAUAAGACACCUAAAAAUCAAGUACAUCUGAACAUUUUUCAUGUUUCUAUUACAUUGGCAGAAAGUGAUUGAGCUGUUUCUUAAUCAGUAUUUUUGAGUUCUGCCAAAUUUGCAGUGCUAUGCAUGCUUCAUAAUAAAUGGAGAGACUCAUUGUUUAUAUCUUCAUGACAUUGUUUUAUACAUACAGAAUGUACCAGCUAGUUCAGGUGUGGAGUAAACAUUGUAAAAAGACAGACAAAAUCAUAUUAAAUAAAUAUAAAUCUUGAAAAGUCAAAAA
Saccostrea cuccullata (small rock oyster) is the source of this 6893-nucleotide messenger RNA. Its product is annotated as GTPase-activating protein and VPS9 domain-containing protein 1-like. Gene Ontology annotation, cellular component: cytosol; endocytic vesicle. Bases 150 to 5330 code for a protein of 1726 amino acids. Gene Ontology annotation, molecular function: guanyl-nucleotide exchange factor activity; small GTPase binding. The record is from RefSeq and is a predicted model, not a curated record. The transcript has 22 exons. NCBI's taxonomy places the organism in Eukaryota, Metazoa, Mollusca, Bivalvia, Ostreida, Ostreidae. Gene Ontology annotation, biological process: regulation of GTPase activity; vesicle-mediated transport.